This is a messenger RNA of Xenopus tropicalis (tropical clawed frog), 7498 nucleotides long. It is a transcript of the gene ros1, whose product is annotated as ROS proto-oncogene 1, receptor tyrosine kinase. The transcript has 42 exons. The record is from RefSeq and is a predicted model, not a curated record. Gene Ontology annotation, molecular function: ATP binding; transferase activity; protein tyrosine kinase activity. Gene Ontology annotation, biological process: cell surface receptor protein tyrosine kinase signaling pathway. NCBI's taxonomy places the organism in Eukaryota, Metazoa, Chordata, Amphibia, Anura, Pipidae. Gene Ontology annotation, cellular component: membrane.
AUGUCCUAUCCCACUAUCGCUCCCAGGCAACUACGGCCGUCUCCCACUAAGGAGAGCACGAUCAGAUACAAUCGUGGCCACCGUUAUCAAGAUGGUGGAGAACAUCUUAAUCUAACCACAAAAGUUUCGAUAAUUCCAUGUGAAAACCAGUACCAAGCAGAAGACUCUUCUAUUUUUAUAAAAGAUUGUACAGUUGAGCCUUUGCCACCAUUUGCUUCUCUCAUUGGAUACCAUAAUAUCACGCUACGGUGGGUGCCUGCUAAUAUCUCAGGAACAUCCUACAUUGUCCAAUGGAAAUACGUUCACAUACCUGGAGAAUGGAUAUAUACACAGACUGUAGAAGAGCCACCCUUCACUGUGGUUAAUCUGCAACCAUAUUUAGAAUAUCAGUUCAGAGUAAUCUGGAUUAUAUGUCGCCUACAGUUUUAUUCAGAACAUAGCCCUGCCUAUCGGACACUUGCAUUUGGAGCUCCUGCAAGUGCUCCUAUUAUAGAAGAGCUAGGAAGCCUCAGCAGUGACAUAAUAGAAGUCAGCUGGUUUCCUCCACUUUUCCCAAAUGGACCUAUUGUUGGAUAUUAUUUAACGCUUUCUAGUGAAGGUGACAUUCAGAGAUAUCAUUCAGUCACUGGAAGGCUCAGUUUUCAGUUCUACUCCACAAAGCCAGAGACUACAUACAGAUUUUCCAUUAUGGCAAUUAAUGCUGAAGGUGAGGGGCCUGCAUCAGAAGCAAAUAUAACAACUGUGAGGGCUACAAUUCCAGAUAAAUCCCCAUGGCUCUUUCUGUCUAGCAAUAACACUCUAAUGAAGAGGGACAAUCUGCAAGAUAGUAUUCAUGAAGCUCAAUGCCUUAUGAUGGAAAACAGAAUAACAAGUAUUUCUAUAAACAUGCAUACACAAGAGGUCUAUUUCUCAGAACAGAACCAUAUUUGGGUAAAAGGAGUUAGCGAAAUUGCAACUGCAUCUGAUCUAAACAUAUUUUAUACUGGCCAAAGUUCUGUUAGUUCCUUAUCCGUGGACUGGCUGCAUAACAAAAUUUAUUUUGUCAUGGACAAGCAGUUGUACAACUGUGGCUUGAAAAAAUGUACAUCAGCUCAGAAAAUUGGAUCACCAGCUGAAAUGAAUCCCAUAAAAAUUGAGGCUGACCCAUUUAAUGGAUAUCUCUUUUUUCUUUUUGAAGAUGGAAUUCACAGAGUUAUUCUACCACAGUACUCCACAGAGAACAACUUAACAAACCAUAUAGUUAUCAAAAAAGGGAUUCAAGAUUUUGUGAUUAAUGUUCAGUCCAAGAGAGUGGUUUAUACUUUCAGUGAAAAAUGUAUUUCCAUUGUAUCUGCCUUUCAAGAUGGUUCUGAUACUCAGCUCCUAAGGGAAAUACCAAAGAACCCAUUUGAAGAAAUUAGAAGUUAUAUUUUUUUGGACAAUAAAGUCAUGUUCACAGAUGGAAAAUCUGUGUAUUCUGAAGAAUUCGAUUUAGAUCGAUAUUGGUAUAAUGAAUACUUAGUAACCUGUGAUCUUGCAGGAGCGAUAUAUACCGAUUAUGACAAACUUGUCUUAUAUGGAGAAUCCAUACAACCAUUUCCUGUCCCAAGUGAGCCUGAGCAAGUGAUGGUCUUGUUUGGUACACAGACUGCCACAAUUUUGUGGAAGCCACCAAAGCCCACCAUAGCAUCUAUAUUUUUCCUCUAUAUUUAAGGUCCAGCAGCUUGGCAAGACUGGAGAUAUAAUGUUAAUAUAUCUGCGCAAAACCUUAAAAUGGAACAGAUUUUCUAUAAUAUAUCUUCUAAUGUGUUAACAGUGAACAAACUAAAUGUGUCUACUAAAUAUGAAGUUAUUAUACAAGCGUCAUCUCCUGCUGGGAAAAGUCAAUGGACAUUGCCUAUCACUGGAACUACUCUGCAUUUAGAGGAAGAAGAUUGUUUUUUGUUGGCUGUAGGCGUUGAUGGAUUAUGGAAGCAACCAUUGGACACAUUUGGUCCUGAAAUAUUGGUUUCUGAAAAAUUCAGACUCAUUACAGACAUAGAUUGGUACAAUGGUACACUCUACUGGAGCAAUGUAACAGGACACGUAAACAUCUGGGAGAUAAAUUCUACCAACUCUGAAAUUAAUAUUCUUGAUAUAAAAAGAGCUGGACCUCUGGCACUUGACUGGAUUGGACAAAGCAUCUACUGGGCUGACAAAUUCAGCACCAUGGUUUAUAGAAAACAGCUGGCCACUGCAGGUGCUGAAACUGUGGUAGUGGCUCAAUAUCAAGUGAAUGACAUGGCAGUGGAUUCAGUUAAUGCUUUCCUUUAUUGGACUACUGACUUCACUGUGGAGAGUAGCAGGCUAAAUGGACAGAACUACAAGCUUUUUCAAAACUUGACACUAUUUUCCAACAAACAGGUAGUUGCCUUAACUUUGGAUCUUAAAUUUGCUGACCUUUACUGGAUUGUAAAGGAUGGACUGAAAUUAAACUUGUACAAAUCUGGUCUUCGCAAAGAUGGAUCGACUAAUGCUGUUGUAAAAGUCAUAGAAUUUGCCUCAUGGAGCACUUCUGAAAUUUCCCAGCAUGUUCUGAUGUUUUAUAGUGAUCGCCUAUUUUGGAUUAAUGGGCAAAAGUAUAUAACGGUGCAAGAAAUCAGCCAACCUGCAUGUACUCAUUUUUCCCAACCAGCAGAAUUUUCAACAUUUACAAUAUUUCAUAAUUCUCUCAAGCCAUUACCAGGAAAUUUUUCAUAUAUCCCCAGGGUAAUUCCUGAUGUGGUUCCAAGUUCUUCAGUGGAAAUCAGAGGGAGUUAUUCAAGUUUUGUUGUCCUUUGGAAGAGACCAGAGAACGUAGACUAUGGCACUAUAUUCUAUUGUGUUAAGUCCAACAAACUGCAGCAACUGCAAGGAACAGCAAAUGGAGCAUGCCUUACAUCAGAAGACUUUAUUAAUUCUUCCUACACAGUAGGAGGACUGGGGCCUUAUGAAGAAUUUGACUUUGCUAUAACACCAUAUACGUUCUGGGGAAGAGGUCCUACAACAUCACUAAUUCUCAGAGCACCAGAAGGAGUUCCUUCUCAACCCUUGAAGCCAAGAAUGUUUCUUUUGCAGAAUAAUAGCUUCUUUGAGGGAGCGAAAAUUGCAGUAGAAUUGAGAUGGGAUAACCCAAACAUGACCAAUGGUGUCUUAAUACAAUUUACUGUCUGCUACAGAGUAUUCAGUGAAUGUUUAUUCAGCACAUCUCUUGCUAACUGGACUACUAUUGAUACAACAGGGUUACAACAUUCUGUUCAGCUUUAUGAUUUAUGUCCUGGAUCAAUUCUACAGUUUCAGGUGAAAGCGUUUACCUCUUUAGGACCAGGACCAUUCUCUGCAUUAGUGCAAGCAAAUAUUUCAGAUGUUGGCCCUGCUCCUGCUUUAAUCAGUUUUUAUCCAAGACUUCUAAAUUUCCUUGACACAGACAAAAGGGAUGUUAUUUGGAAUGCAUCAACAGAUAAGGAUUUGAGAGCAGUUACAUACACAGCCAACAAUGGAAAGCUAUAUUACAUACUAGGUGACUCCCUUUUCUGCAGGCAUCUAGAAAACGGCUCUUCAGCUUUGCUGCUAAAAAAUGAACAUCUUUCAAGCAGUUACAGCAUGACUGCCGACUGGAUUCCAAGACAUAUUUAUGUUGCUGUGCGUACAGAACAGGAAAUUAAUCAUAUAUAUAUACUUGACCUGGAACAAAAAAAUAUAGUCCUUAAACACAUCAACUCAUCUCAAAUCUUGACUAUUUUAAACAUAGAGGCCAUCUUAGUCUACUCAUUGCUAAGUCGUUUAUACUGUGUAGAAUCAACAGAAAUGGGCAAACAAAUCUUCUACUAUGAUAUUAAAAAUGACACAGUAUAUCAUGUUUUGGGGCAUGGGAACAAAACAGAUGCUUUUAAGACAAAUGCCUGUAGUUGCUUAGUGGAUAGCUCAGAAAUUGGCCUACCAAUUGCUCUGGAUUCAACAAAUAUUAACAAUCCCUAUAUAUACUUCCUGAAGAAUUCUACAGAUGUGUGGGCCUCAGACUUAGAAGGGUGUCAUUGCUGGUGGGUGAUCUCAAUAAACUUAUUGCCAGGUUCAAAAAUAACAGGCCUAGCUGUGGAUGAUUAUUAUAUAUAUUGGAGUACUGCAGGUAAAGACAAUGCAACCAUAUAUCAAGCAAGUAAAUUAACUAAAAGUCCGGCUUUGUUGCAAGUGGAACAAGGACACCCCCAAAUAUUAGCGUUCACCACAUCUUUGCAGCCAUUCCCAGACAAAUGUUGUAUUGUGCUGUCACUAAAUCAGGAUCAGCCAAAGAUACUUACUAAAACAAAUACAAGUUUUACUCUGGAAAUGACCCAAGCCAGGACGCAAUGUCCAUGUCCCUUAAUAGGAAGCACAACACCAACAUAUACAGUGAAAUACAAGAAUCUCAGAGAACAUACAAAUUCAUUUGAGAAUAGCUUGGAUAACUCAGCAUGUACAAUAGCGGAAUACCAGGAGAACAUUGCAGACAUUUUGGGCCUACAGCCUUACACCACGUAUGUACUGGAAGUCAACCUAAGAAACUAUUAUUCUUUCCUACUUGCUCAGGAACCUGCAGCAAAAACAGUUACUGGGAAAACUGACUAUGGAGUUCCAGGAGCAGUGUCAGACAUCACUUUAACAGUCUGGUCAGACUAUGCAGUCAACAUAACAUGGCAAGAACCAGCCCAGCCAAAUGGUCCAGUUGUCGCUAUACGUUACCAGAUUAUGAGUAAUAUGUUGCCCCCAUUUCCUGCUUCUCCUUGGAGGAAAAGCGACUUUCCAGAAGGACUGCUUAAGUCAGCUUAUACAGGCCUUCAUGGUGGCACUAUUUACAAGUUCACGGUUCUUGCCUUUCAUCCAGAUGAAAAUUGGUUUACUGAAAGUGCUGCGGUUAAUGCCUUAACAUUUCAGAAACCUUCUGUACCUAAAAUUAUAGUGCCUGGGAACACCAGUUUACUGUUGGAGUGGAAGCAACCACAAGAGGAUAUAACAGAUUUCUGGUUUGAACUAAAAAAUCCAAAAGAAGAAUGGUAUGUACCAAUAAACACAUCCUGUACAAAAAAAUCAGUCUACAUGUGCACUCUGAUAGGAGUUCAGCCAAAUAUGAUUUACAGUGUGAAAGCAGUGGUAAUUUUUACAACUGCUGCUAAGAGCUUCUCUGAUUCUGCAGAAUUCAAGACUACAGCUGGAGUACCAGGAAAACCAGGAGUUCCACAGGGAAAACAGAAUAUCAUCCAGUGGAUGCCAGUGGAAGAAGAUAAUGGAAGCAAUAUAAUCUACUACAUUUUAGAAUACAGGGAAUUACAUGACGAUGACAACAAUGAAUCAAAACCUUGGCUAACUGCAUACAAUGGGUCAUGUCCCAAUAUAUGCGUAUGGGAGGCUCAUGAGAUAAAAGGAACGUUUGAAUUCCGAGCAGCAGCAGCAAAUGGUAUAGGGCUUGGCGAGUACAGCAACACAAGCGAAAGUAUUAUCUUCUUUAAACGAAAGACUGAUGUUACUGCCCUUGUUGCUGGCAUCCUCUCUGGCAUUUUAAUUGUGCUUUUGAUAGUUGCAUUUGCCCUUUACUGGAUGUCAAAACAAAAAUCGCAGAAAAAGGAAACAACUGCAGUUGCUAUUCUGGAGGACAAAGAACUGAUGAAGUUAAGGGGAUUAUCAGACGCUGUUGGCCUGGCAAAUGGCUGCUACGCUGUCAGCAUUCUUCCUACUCAAAAGGAAAAGGAGAAGUUGCCCAAUUUUCCUCGUGAGAAACUAACACUUUGUGUUUUCUUGGGAAGUGGAGCUUUUGGUGAGGUAUAUGAAGGGGCAGCUAUUGAUAUUUUGGGACCUGAAACAGGAAUUAAAAAAGUAGCUGUGAAGACUCUAAAGAGAGAUGCAACAGACCAUGAAAAAACUGAAUUUCUGAAGGAAGCGCACUUGAUGAGCCAGUUUGACCACCCAAAUAUUCUGAAACUGCUUGGAGUCUGCCUGUUUAAUGAGCCCCAGUACAUUAUUCUUGAACUGAUGGAUGGCGGGGAUCUGCUCACAUAUUUACGAGGAGCUCGAGUAGAUUCAUUUACGCAAAAUCCAUUGCUCUCAACACUGGACCUUCUAGAUAUCUCAGAAAACAUUUCCAGAGGAUGCGCUUAUCUUGAAAAAAUGCAUUUUGUUCACAGAGACUUGGCUGCCCGAAAUUGUCUGGUAUCUGUUAAAGAAUACAACAAUCCUUCCAGAAUAGUUAAGAUAGGAGAUUUUGGACUUGCUAGAGAUAUUUAUAAAUGUGAUUAUUAUCGGAAAAAUGGAGAGGGACUUUUGCCUGUUCGAUGGAUGGCACCAGAAAGUUUAAUUGAUGGCAUAUUUACCUGCCGUUCUGACGUGUGGUCUUUUGGAAUUGUCCUUUGGGAAGUCUUUACUAUGGGACAGCAGCCAUACCCUGGGUUUUCAAAUUUGGAAGUUUUGCACCAUGUACAGUCAGGACAGCGAAUGUGCUCCCCAACAAAUUGUCCUGAUGAUGUGUGGAGCCUAAUUCAAAAAUGCUGGGCCCAGGAUCCUUGGAAGAGACCGGCUUUCUCUUUUCUUCAGAAACAACUUGAAAAGCUGAAAAGUUACUCUUUGAGAUGUACCCAAAAAAUGGAUUUAGAAGGUGUAGUCAACCCAGCCUUUGAAGAUGGAGAGAACACUGGCUCAUUGACUCUCGCUGAAACAAGGAAUGCACAAGGCCUUAAUUACCUGAUGGUUACUACAUAGGAGUGUAAACUAAAAAACAAAAAACAGUUGGAAAACAUUAUUUCUUCCAAAAAAGAAGAUGCAUUUCAAAAUUUGGCAAACAUCCUUUUUCUUGCUGUGAGCAAACCCUAAAUAAUCAAUUUUUUGUUUUUUGUUUAUAAAUUAAUCCUAAGUGAGAGAUGAUAAAUACUUUUGAUUUUUGUCUUCAACAGAAAGUAUUUGCAAAACUUUAUUAUUUAUAGUGACUUAAUUAACUUAAAAUGGCAGAUAGGCCUUUAUGUGUUGUUACUUCUUGCAGAUUCGAUCUACAUUUGCUAGAAAAAUUAGUAGCUAAUACAGUAUAUUGCUCAUGCAGUUUAUAUAUAACACUUUUUCGUUUUUUCCUGUUUGAUUUAUUUGUUACCCAAGGAAGUUCUAGCAUACAAUUACAGCCUUGUGGAACAAUAACACCGAAGAGCCUGGUUUUACAAAAACUUUAUAUAAAUAACUUUGCUUUUAUACAAUUUCCAAGAUUGUAAAUACUCUUAUAAUUAUAAAUAAUGCAAGGAACAGGAAUAUGUAUUUUAUUUUCUUAACCCAAUGUAAUAUUCAACAAUCCUUCUAAUUCAGAUUCAAUUCAAUUCAAUUCAUGUUUUGUUUAAUUUGUUUUGGUGAACACUAAAUGCAUACUUAUAUUUUAACACUAUUACUGUUAUAGUUUACUGUAAAUUAUUGUAUUUGUAUAUAGCAUAUUUCCUGCAAUGUCUUAGUUGAGAUUUUAGUUGUAUAAAUAAAGAAUGCUUGGGUCUUUCCUUAA